Molecule: messenger RNA, 582 nt
Organism: Solanum stenotomum
Lineage: Eukaryota; Viridiplantae; Streptophyta; Magnoliopsida; Solanales; Solanaceae
Exons: 4
Coding region: 129-365 (78 amino acids)
Biological process (GO): protein N-linked glycosylation
Cellular component (GO): membrane-bounded organelle
Source: RefSeq, a predicted model, not a curated record
CGACCCGACCAUUUGCCACUCCUUUCUUACUUGACUACUUAAAAGACGGAAUCACAGCCGUAGCAGAGGCUUUCAACAGUGCGAGUCUACGCGAGAUCAUCUGAUUUUCUCUCAAAUUUAUUGAAGAAAUGGCUCAAUCAGCAAAACCGAUCUCGAGUCCAGUACCUGAUGCGUGGUACCCAACCCUAGCAGUGUUCAUGCUUGCAAUUGGUCUUGUUGUAACUGCUUCAUUUUUCAUCUAUGAAGCUACUUCUCCGAGGAAAUACCGCAGUCUUGCAAAGGAGCUUGUAACAGGGACAGUGGCGUCUGUUUUCUUGGGUUUCGGAUCCUUGUUUUUGCUACUUGCUUCCGGCGUAUAUGUUUGAUCCAUCCUCAUGGAUAGAGAUAUGAAGUUUUUUACUAAUGUUCUUACAUGAUCGGUUUUUAGUACUGCUGUGAUUUUAUAUGACUUAUCGUUGAAGACAGUAUCUAUAGAACUGAUUAUUAUCACCUAGUGCAGUCUGAGAAUUUAUAACUUAAUGGCAAGCAUUGGAGAACCAGUUUAAAAUUUUCUGAGGUACAAGAAAAUACUUCUUAUGAUCA